CUGGAUACUGUUGACAUGCAGUCUCCAAGAAUACCUGGUAGAAAACGAGGAAGACCCCCACUCCAUUCUACUCCGAUGAAAAUGGCUGUUCACAAUCUCUAUUCAGCGCCGUCUGGUUCCUUGCCAGUAGUGAAGAUCCCAAAGAAGAGAGGAAGAAAACCCGGGUACAAGCUGAAGUCUCGUGUUCUGAUGACUCCUUUAGCAAUCUCUCCUCCAAGAAGCACACCAGAACCUGAUAUUAGUUCAAUCCCUCAGGAUGCAGCUACAAUACCCAAUUCGGCUGCCCCACAAGCUCUCACUGUCUGCAUUUACGUCAACAAACAGGCAAAUAUGGGGCCAUACCUUGACAGGAAAAAAGUGCAACAGCUUCCAGAUCACUUUGGCCCUGAAAGACCUUCCAUGGUCCUACAGCAGGCAGUUCAGGCAUGCAUUGACUGCGCACAUCAGCAAAAGACUGUCUUCUCGCUUGUCAAGCAGGGCUAUGGAGGCGAGAUGGUGUCAGUUUCUGCUUCGUUUGAUGGGAAGCAGCACCUCCUGAGCCUGCCAGUAGUGAACAGCAUUGGCUAUGUCCUGCGCUUCCUCAAAAAGCUCUGCCGCAGCCUACUGUGUGACAAUCUCUUCAGUAAUCAGCCUUUCCCACAGUACAGCAGCACCUCUGGAAACCCAACGCAGUACGAGAAUGGAAGGCUUGAGUCAGCAGAAACUAUCAUACCUGAAGAUUACCUGGUUGACCCUAUGAACAUGAAGCGCUACAGUGUUGAUCCUUCUGAUUCUGCCUUUAAUUGCAUGGGCUCCCUGUAUACCAUGAGACAGAGCUCUGGAGAUGGACGUCUUGCUGGAGGCUCCUCUUCCUCUUGCAGUCAUCGUUCCGGUCCGAUGUCCUCCGGGGGACCAUCAUCUACUGGUUUGAGGCAUCAGACAUCCAGCCCAACUAGAAACGGAACCUAUCUUGAAGGAAACAGAAGUGCCUCAAGUCCUUCGCCGGAAAGACAAGAUACAGCUCGGCCAUCAAGCAAGAACCCUUCGACCUGGACUGUCGAUGACGUGGUUUGGUUUGUGAAGGAUGCAGACCCUCAUGCAUUAGGUCCACACGUGGAGCUUUUCAGAAAACAUGAGAUUGAUGGCAAUGCUUUAUUGUUGCUGAAAAGUGACAUGAUCAUGAAAUACUUGGGGCUGAAAUUGGGACCGGCAUUGAAACUUUGUUACCACAUCGAUAAACUCAAGCAAGCAAAGUUCUGA
Malaclemys terrapin pileata is the source of this 1239-nucleotide messenger RNA. It is a transcript of the gene SCML4, whose product is annotated as Scm polycomb group protein like 4. The coding region runs from base 16 to 1239 and encodes 407 amino acids. Lineage: Eukaryota; Metazoa; Chordata; Testudines; Emydidae. The transcript has 7 exons. Gene Ontology annotation, molecular function: protein binding. The record is from RefSeq and is a predicted model, not a curated record.